AUGUUGACUCUCGAUAUAGAUCCAUACACAAUACUUGUUACUAGUUUUCUCAUCCUUGCUAUACAGAAGCUAGUCACUGUGAUUGGUAAACAAAAAAUUCAAUUGUACAUAUGGCAGAUCUACACAAAAUACUUGUCACAUAGCCAAUCAAUUAAGCAAUUCAACCUCAAACAAAAGGAGAUUAAGGACCUUACAAAACAGCAGAAACUGAUUAGUGCACAGGAUGAAUAUGCCAAAUGGACGAAGAUCAACCGGGCAUUGGACAAACUAAAGCUCGAAGUGCAGGAGCUCAACGAGACGAUUGCUGGAGAAAAGACUCGCAUUGAUAGUAUCACGAAGUUGGCGAUUACUUUGAUUCUGACUUUACCAAUUUGGUUUUUGCGCAUAUUUUGUCGAAAGACGGCAUUGUUAUACAUCAGGAAAGGAAUCUUGCCUGCAUAUCUAGAAUGGUGGCUAGCAUUGCCCUUUUUCAAGAGCGGUACAAUUGGAUUAACUUGCUGGAUGUUUGUUGUCAAUUCAGUCUUGAGCAAUUUAAUCUUUUUGAUUAGUUUCCCAUUUACGCAGAAAGUUGAGAGACCAAUUAAGCCAAAGAAUGAACAAAAAACAGAAAGCUAG
Molecule: messenger RNA, 615 nt
Organism: Lodderomyces elongisporus
Lineage: Eukaryota; Fungi; Ascomycota; Pichiomycetes; Serinales; Debaryomycetaceae
Gene: GET1
Product: GET complex subunit
Exons: 1
Coding region: 1-615 (204 amino acids)
Biological process (GO): tail-anchored membrane protein insertion into ER membrane
Cellular component (GO): GET complex
Molecular function (GO): protein-membrane adaptor activity
Source: RefSeq, a predicted model, not a curated record